This is a messenger RNA of Motacilla alba alba, 9793 nucleotides long. RefSeq names its product ARVCF delta catenin family member (gene ARVCF). The transcript is spliced from 18 exons. Gene Ontology annotation, molecular function: cadherin binding. Gene Ontology annotation, cellular component: cytoplasm; plasma membrane; nucleus. Gene Ontology annotation, biological process: cell-cell junction assembly; cell-cell adhesion. Lineage: Eukaryota; Metazoa; Chordata; Aves; Passeriformes; Motacillidae. The record is from RefSeq and is a predicted model, not a curated record. Bases 1861 to 4581 code for a protein of 906 amino acids.
CUUCUGGUUGUUUCCAAUUUGAAAACGCUAAUUUGAAUGCCAUGGUACCUCUGUCCUUUCCAUUUUUCUAGUUUAUUUGGUAGUAUGUGUAUGUCAGAGUGCCCAUGGACAUGGUUGUUUGUACAGUCAGGUGUAGCCUGGAGUCCUUGGUUACCUGAGAGGUUGAGCAGGCAGAACUGUGACUGCUGUAGAAACUGCAGGUGCUCGGGUUCACCCUGCCAGCACAUCCUGACAGUUCUGCUUUGAUUGUUGGGGAGCUCUCACAGGCAACUUGCUCUGUUCCCAGGCUGAUGAGGGGCACAUUCUCCCCAGAGCACGGCCCUCAGUGUUCUUCCUCUGAUGGCUGUCGGGAGAAAAUGUGACUGCCUGUGACUUACUGAGAGGAUUGGUCUGUAGAGAAGGUUUGGACUUGGUCACUCAUCCUGAAUGUCUUGCCCCAUGCUCUUUGCCACUGAAAGCCCACUGGCAGCCCCUCAUUUGCUGGUGCUGCAUCAUUUGAUUAAUGCAAGACAUCUUUGAGGGGGCUGUCUCAAGGUUUCUGAAAGUCUGAGGAAAUUGGAGUUAUUUGAACAAAAACUCUGUAAAUCUUCCUGAGUUGCAUUGAACUUACUGAUGGGUGUGUCUCAAGCUUGUAUUGCUCUUCAUAAUGUACCUAGCAUUACAAAAAGUGAAGAUAAAAGGAAUUUGUGCAAAUUCAAGCAGCAUUCGGUGUCUGAACUGCUCACUGUCAAAUUUGUACCAUGUCCUAUCAAUUUUCCUGCUCAGUGGUGCCAUGAGAAUGGCCACACCGAGAAGGGAGUCAUUACUCACCUGAAAAUCUCUUCUGAAAGUUGAUUUGUAACUUUCAAAAAAAGUUGGUCUUAAAGAGGGGGAGGGAAGGAGAGAGAAAUACCAAAUGUUGUCAGCUGGUUGCAAACAGGAGGCUUUAUUUACUUUAGAUAAGCCCCUUUUCUGUCUGUUGCAUAAUUUCUGUCAUAAUCUUGUUUGCUUAUUUAAAAAAAAACAAACCACAAAGCAAACACAAAAUAAAAAUUAAAAUUAAGCGGCUUUAAUGAAUAGUUUUCUCCCUGGGAUGAUAUUCUAGAUUACUUCCAAGAUGUGUCCUCAAUACUGAGUUUUGGGUCUGUAUAGUAAACUUUAUUGAUGGUUUGAAAUGGAUUGGUGGUUGGGUGCUGUUCUCUGGGUAAAUCAUGUCAGCUUUAUACCGAUUGUAAUGCUCUUGGCUAGGACUGAAUGGAAGUUACUUGAGUGAGAAUUUCCCUGUGACACUAGAGGCUGAAAAUUGGCAUUGUGCAAUAUGCCUGGUUACAAUGAAGCAGCUUUACUGGAAUACAACAAAAAGACUGUGUUCUUAGUUAAAAAAAAAAAACAAACAGGCAGAUUUGAUUGUUUUACAUAGGUGAUUCAGAAGCUUAAACUUCCUUUUUUACAAAAAGCUAUUAAAGUAUCCUUUUGAAAUCACUGCAGUGAGUAAUUCUUACACUGCAUUCACAGUUAUCCCAAUGAGUGUGCACCAACUAAACCCACAUAUUUAAAAUUCCUGCAUCAGUGCCAUUGCUGCAGUAAUGAGAACCUGGACUUGCUGCAUUGGACAGACUUCAUCUGUACAAAAGAUAAAUGGCAACCAGAGAAGAAGCUAGGAAGAAAGUUUAAUAAGACACAGAAAGAAAUAUGAAGAGAUCACUGGAAAAGGAGCUUGGCUGUUCUGUUAUCAAAGCCGUGUAGGAGUUAGUAAGGUACCCAGGACAGUGCAGCAGUUGGGAUGGAGUGUUUUGGUUCAAGACAACAUUUGAAAGAAAUGGGAAAUCUUCAGGGAAGAUAAAUCCAGAACAAAGCCCCAGUAACCAGACUUCAAUAGCAAUGAUGCAAGAGCCUCAAGAAAUGGUGGAAGAGACAGUUACUGUGGAGGAAGACCCAGGCACUCCCACUUCCCACGUGUCUAUUGUCACUUCUGAAGAUGGAACCACAAGGAGAACUGAAACCAAGGUUACCAAGAUGGUCAAGACAGUCACCACGAGGACGGUGCGGCAGGUGCCGCUGGGGCCGGACGGGCUCCCUGCCAUGGACGGCUCCUCGCCCAUGGGCAGCUACACAGACUCCAUCGACAGGAGGUACCUGAAGAACGGGGAGCGCUUCGUCACCCCCCAGGCCUCUUCCACCCUGACCCGAUCCUACAACAGCUACAACGACUCGUACCCCGAGAGCCACGAGGGCCAGUACCGCCCCUACAUCGGCCACGACGGCUACGGAGACCUCUCGGACAACUACGGCAGCUUGUCCCGGGGCAUCAACUACCGGCCCCGCUACGCCUACGUGCCCGGGGGCACCUACCGGCCCGAUGAUGGCAGCUUCACCCUGCCCAGCAGGAGGGAGAACUACGGCCCCGUUGCCCAGCCCCAGGUGCCGGUGGGCAGCAGCGUCGACCUGAACCGCUCUCAGCCCGAGCGCUUCCAGCCGGAGCCCUAUGGACUGGAAGACGACAACCGCAGCCUCGGAGUAGAUGAUGAAGGGUAUGAACUGGAUCCGGAUUACUCCACUGUGAACAGGAGGACGUCUGCAGGUGUGCCAGAGAGAGGAAGGCCUCACAAAGGAAGGGGCUACGACGACCCCAUCGAGACGGAGAUGGUUGAGGAGAGGAUCCCGUACCUGCACGGCGGCUACGCGGCGCCGCUGGCUCAGCCGGAGCGGGGCAGCAUGGCCAGCAUUGACCGGCUGGGGAAGCGCUCGCCGUCCAUCGACAGCAUCCGCAAGGACCCGCGCUGGAGGGACCCCGACCUGCCCGAGGUCAUCGCCAUGCUCAGCCACCCCAUCGACCCCGUCAAGUCCAACGCCGCGGCCUACCUGCAGCACCUGUGCUACGAGAAUGACAAAAUCAAAAAGGACGUGAGGCACCUCAAGGGGAUCCCUAUCCUGGUGGGCCUGCUGGAUCAUCCGAAGCCUGAGGUCCAUCGUAAGGCCUGCGGGGCUCUGAGAAACAUCUCCUAUGGGAAGGAUAAUGAAAACAAAGUGGCAAUAAAGAACUGUGAUGGGAUCCCUGCAUUGAUCCGGCUGUUGCGAAAAACAAACGACAUGGAAGUUAGAGAGCUAAUUACAGGUACCCUGUGGAAUUUAUCCUCCUACGAGCCCUUGAAGAUGGUCAUCAUCAACCAUGGUCUGCAGACGCUGACCAACGAGGUGAUCAUCCCCCACUCGGGCUGGGAGAGCGAGCCCAACGAGGACUCGAAGCCGCGCGAUGCCGAGUGGACAACGGUCUUCAAGAACACCUCUGGCUGCUUGCGGAAUGUAAGUUCAGAUGGAGCAGAAGCACGCAGAAGACUGAGAGAGUGUGAUGGCCUGGUGGAUGCCCUCCUUCAUGCUCUGCAGUCUGCGGUUGGCAAGAAGGACACGGACAAUAAGUCUGUGGAGAAUUGUGUGUGCAUCAUGCGGAACCUUUCCUAUCAUGUCCACAAAGAGGUCCCUGGAGCUGAUAAGUACCAAGAACUCGAUGCUGGUCAGACUACAGGCACAGGAGGCUCCCAGAAGAAGAAGAAAGAUGAUGCUGGUUGUUUUGGUGGAAAAAAAGCUAAAGAGGAGUGGUUCAAUCAAGGAAAGAAGAAUGGGGAUUUGGACAGGAAUUUUGAUACACUUGAUUUGCCUAAGCGGUCUGAAGCAGCAAAAGGCUUUGAAUUAUUGUACCAGCCAGAUGUGGUCCGACUGUACCUCUCCAUCCUCACUGAAAGUCAGAACUUCAACACGCUGGAAGCUGCUGCAGGAGCUUUGCAGAACCUUAGUGCUGGCAACUGGACGUGGUCCACGUACAUCCGCGCGACGGUGCGGAAGGAGAGGGGGCUGCCAGUGCUCGUGGAGCUGCUCCAGUCCGACUCGGACAAGGUGGUGAGGGCUGUGUCCAUCGCCCUGAGAAACCUUUCCAUGGAUCGUCGCAAUAAAGAUCUCAUAGGUAGUUAUGCCAUGGGUGAGCUGGUAAGAAAUCUGCCCAGCAGGCAGCAGAGAUCUGCAAAGAACCUGGAAGAGGACACUGUGGUUGCAGUGUUGAAUACCAUCCAUGAAAUCAUUACUGACAGCUCAGAAAAUGCAAGGUCUCUGAUCCAGACACAGGGCAUUCAGAAGCUGGUAGCUAUCAGCAAGUCAAGCCAGUCUCCCAGAGAAACAAAAGCAGCAUCUCACAUCCUUCAGAUGAUCUGGAGCUAUAAAGAACUACGAAACGCCCUUCAGAAGGAUGGGUGGAACAAGUCACAUUUUCAGUCUGUUUCUGCAGCUCCAAAGGGCUCCAAAGGUACUGCUGGCAGGUCUGGCUAUGAUGACAGCACUUUGCCUCUGGUGGAUAAAAGUCAAGAUAAUGAGAAGUCUGGGAGUCGUGAUAUGAUACCUAUGGAUGAACUUGGCCCAGAUGGAUAUUCCACCAUCGACCACCGAGACAAGGAGCGCAAGUACAAGACCAGUGAUAACACAGGAGACGCUUCCGAGAAGGAACCUUUAAAAAAUGACACAAAUAGGAAAAACAUUAGCAGGAGUAACAGGGCUUCGGUGAAUCUGGUGGAUGCCCGUGACAUUAAACCCCAGCCUGUUGACUCUUGGGUCUAAUUUGCAUGCAUGGGCUAAAGUCCAACCACAUUUUUUUUUAAUUGAGGGGGGAGAAACAAACAUUGACUCGACCCAGAGGAUCUCAUCAGUCACCACUGCCAUUCAGACUGGGAGGGCUGCAGGUCCCAGGAGGGCGUGGGGAGCGAACCCACCCGAGUGCCAUCGCCCGGAGCACGAUGCCUUACAGCGAGACACUCUGCUGCUUAACUCCCUGACAUUCCCACUGGAAACAGCCACCGCCUCCCCCUCCCUCCCUCCCUCCCACUCCUGCAAGAAGAAAAGCAAGAAAAGAGAAUCCAAGCUUCCAUGUAGCUGGCUGCGUUCUUAGGUGACUCUUAACGCGCGGAUGGUGCCAAGUUGGAGAAGCGCACAUCAUGCGGCAGCUUCACAGCGAGAGAGGAACUGCGGGAUAUUUGAAAUGAUACCGUAGGUGUAGCCAUGAGGAGAAUAGCACUUUUCUGGUUUGGGGUUCAUUGUUUUGGUUUUUGUUUUGGGGGAUUUCUUUUGAACUGUGACUCUUAACGUUUUAAAGGCUUUCUGAAAAAUGUUUAGGUUUUCUUUAUUAUUCCCACAGAAGGUGCAGGAAUGUUGAGUGGGUUUAUUGGAUUUCAAUGAAGGGAGAAAAUGCAGAACAAAAACUAUUAAACGCUAGUUAAAUGAACUGGAGAGUGGAUGACAAAAUUGAUGCAAGCUGUAUAAUCUGCUUUUAGAGUAAGCUAUAUCAAUCACAGUGCUAUAUUAUCAUUAUAAUCUGGUGUACAAUACUUCUGCCUUUUGAAUUCUGUAAUGUCUCUGUUUUUAUUUCUACAUAUUGAAAAGCAGUUUAUGGAAGGUUUCAGUGUCCCUGGUUCAGAAAUAUGUGCUGAGAAAUGGAGUUGGCUGGCUUUUUAUUUUCAUGUUCUCAAAGAUUGCAAUAAGGAGCUUUUACAUGUUAACUGUAUCAUUGUUGCAUUGAUGAUGAUGAACUACUUUUGCCAUAGCUGUUAAGACAUUGAAGGAAAUAGGAGCGUUUUUGUAGGAUGUCUCAUUUUGAACACACUAUAAAUUUGAGAUGGUUCUGUCACUUACAUUUGAUAGUAAAUUUUUCAGUGUUGGAUCCAUGUUUGAUUUGGGCUAAAGAUCCUGAUGAAAAAUGCCAGAAAGGGAACUGGUUUGGCAUUUUAAAAUCAUUGUCAUGGUUUCUGUGUUCCUUUGCUUUUGAGAUUGCAUAUUGCAUAUUUUCACGUGGCGUGAAAAUCACCUGUGUGCAGCAGCUCUCCUCCAGGAUGCCAAGGCCUGCCUUCUGCAGGGGAAUGUUUACCUCAAGAAAACGUACUCUGCAAAUGUGGUAUCUGGAAAUGCCGAGGACGAAAUGAUUUCAGAUCACUGAUUUUCUCCAGGCAUUGGUCAAGGGAGGGCAGCAGAUGAGAAUAGGAAGCAAAUGUCUCAGUAUCAGCAUUUGAGAGGACUUUUGCUGAUUUUACUUGGUUGCCACUGUUCUUUGAUUGCCACAUUUAGUUUUAAACAAGCUCCUAAAAACAGUGUGACUGGAAAGCACAUCCUUGAGUCUAGCAAACAUCAUUUGCGGUUUUCAGUGCCUGCCGUUCCUUUUGUGACUAAAAAGGGGAAGUAUCCAACAAUCUUGCCUCCCCCAAAAUAUUACUGUAAUAGUAACCAUUACAUUUUUUGUAAAAAAAAAUUUAAAAAACUUUAAAAAAAGGCAAGUACCAAGAGCUUUGUAUCUUCUUGAGUAUAUUAAAAAUUUGACAUGAAUACAUAUAUAUAAAUAAAUAAAAAAGUCUAUAUAUCUAUAUAUAUAUAUUGUUGUGCAGAGAAUAGGUUAACAAAACAUGUAAAGUAGUUUGCAGGAGAGGGAAGCAUUUGUUGAUUCAGGGAAAAAGACUGAUGCCAGAAGCUGUCAGUGAUUUGGAUGAUACGUGUGCUGCUUCGCACCCUCCCUUUUUGACCUUCAUCUUCCACAUACGUUGCAGUGUCACUUCUGGAUCCUGGGGAAGGUGAAGUUGCUUGGAGCAAAUCAACAUAGCAAAGAUUUGUUUUUUCACCUGCAUGAGAGUCCUAUUGGGCCAAAGAUGCUCAGCGGAUCAAGGGAAGCAAAGAGAGGCACCUGUGACUAUCUGUGUCGGGGCAGUGUCUCUCUGUGUAGACAUAAAGUGUGGCAAUGAAACCAGAUACAUCGUCUGACUGUAUAUUAUAUCAAUGGUGCUCUUUUCAUACUUGUUCUGCCAAUACGCGGAGACCCUUUUAACCAAGCUACACAGAAGAGUUUUAUAUCACUUUUGGUUAUGUACUUGGUGUAUUCUUUUUGUAUAUGAAAGGAUUUUUUUAAAAACGUUCAGUAAUUAGCAAUGGAACCUGCUUUGUAGCUGACUAGAACAGUGUAAGAGAAGGGCCAUGCUGUCAGUCUGUCCCUGAUCUACUUCAAAUCAUAUAUUUACCAAAGGAGUCUGAGAAAAAGUUCACUUAAAAUAAAGACCUGACUGUUGAAAGGAGUCUCUGCUAAGACUUUGUGGUUUAGUUAUUGUGCAGAUAUUUCAAAGCCAGCAAGAAGUUAACAGAGAAAACUGCAGGAGGGAGCAAGUGAAGUGACUGGGGCCAAUUAUGGUCAUGACUUCUAAUCCUAGAUAUCCCAUGGCUCUUACUGGGACACUACAGGGACACUCAGAAUCUGGGUUGGAGUCUACAUUCAUCUGUGUCAUUAAUGGGCUUAAGAACAAAGGAUAUUUGAGAAGCAGAUUCAGAUCCCAUCUCACUUCUCCCGAAAGUCUUUUUUGGUAUUUACACUGCACCCUGAACUGUCCCUAUCAGGUUAGAUGGCACUGGCUGCCCAGGUCAUCGUAGCAAACUGUUCUUUGUUUUCCUGGGGGUGUUACAUCAGCCAGCAGAGUUGUGAGCUGACAGCAUGGUUUAUUGCUGCAGAAAAUCAGAGGAUGGUAUGUCAAGAAGUUGGAUACCAAGUUGAUGGGCCAAGGCUUCCCCUAGGAAUCACACAUCAAACCCCUACCCUUCCCAUGCCUUACAUUGACAACUAAUUUCCAAGUAUGUAGCAAUAACCCAUCCCUCAGCAUUACUGUGGGGUUUUUUCUACUCAACAAGCUGUUGUUUGGAUGGUGAGGAAAGAAAAAAGAUUGGAGGAUGACUUGUAUGUGACUGUCACCUUGUAUUAUCAGCCCACCUGCUGAGGUCCAAAGCAGGGUACUUUGAACCAGGUCUGGUGAUUUAAUGUCCUUUUGGUCAGUGGCGAGGGGCUCACUGGUGGGAUGUGUGCCAACCCCUGCCCUCAACUCUCCCCUUGUUGGCACAGGUGUGACUGGCUGUUUGAGCUGUUCUGGAAUGUGGGUGUAUGAACCCGUAAUUGUUGUAUUUUGGCAGCAGGGACUGUAUGUAAAGAAGGGAAAGUGGCAGUGUGUGUUGACUAAUGCUGCAGUAGGGUCUAGAGUCUCCUGCUAAAAGGCAGGCACUGCUUUUCAGGGCUCAGGUAUGUGACCUCCUCUUUUACUGUUGACUCCACAGUGAAAACAUGAGGGAAUCUGCCUGCAAGGGGCUGGGAUAGAAGAGAUUUCUACCUGCAGAAAUUGUAGUGGGAGGGGAUGGUUGUGGAAGGAAGUGAUGGUGUUGCAAGACUCCUGCUAAAGAUGAGGAGGAAAUUUGAUGGCCCAGUCAGGGCUGAGAUAACACAGGGGAGAGGGAGACUUCUGACAGCAUGUGAUGAGUGUAGAACCUUCUUCCCAGGAAGGUGGCUCACAUAUCUCCCAGGCAUUUUCACUGUGCUGUGCAAGUUGAAAAAACACUCUGUGCCAACUCCCCUGGAGAAGCAUUAAGUAGGUGUGCGAGCAGUUGUGCUUUACAGCUUCCCAGGUCAGUGUGUCUGCAGAAUCCAAGGAGAGGAAAAGGCAAGGCUGUAGGACAUUUGGUUCUGUCAUGGAUUUAAGUAGCAGUAUAGCCAUACAUACAACUCAAGGUGUGUUGUCAGUUUGAAAUGCUCUGUAGGGAACAGCUUGGGCAGCCAUAGGUCCCAAUCUUCAGUGUCUUCUGUUCUGGCGUAACUGCUGCCUAUCCCAGAUCUGUUCUCACAUGCUCAGACCUUCUGGUUCUGAAUGUGCUUCUAUCAGGAAAGCAAAUCUGGUCUCUGUUGCCAAGAUGCCCCUGGGGACUAGGAACUGACUUGCUGUCAGGGACACAUGAAGAAAGCCAGGAGUGGCAUGUCUGUUACAUCAGUUUCCUAAGUUCGUGCCAGCUCUGAGGAGCAGUUUCAGUAAUGCUUUCUAGCAGGAAAGCCUUGUGCUAGGCAAAGCAGUUUUCACUCCUACAGCAGUUUCAUGAGACUGAAGGUGGUGAGUUACCUUCUGUUACCUGCCUUAAGGUUGAGCAUAGGCUCAGCUUCCUGUGAGAGAGGUGCAUGUGUCAAACCCUCGAGUAAGCAAAGCUUCAGAAGCCAAAUGGGCACAUAAGAGUGGUUAUAGCCUCAUCUGCUGAGCGACUGCUGGCUCAGUGAAACCUACAAUGUGCCAAUACUUUCAGCCAGCAGGUUUGUGCUGUUGGGGUGGAGUUUUUGAAGGCGUUUAUAUAGGCGUAGUUUCUUGCAAAAUUUCUUUAUGAUGCCCCUAAAAUCUGGUGUUUCCUUAUCUUUGACAGAGAAAAUCUCUGAUUUCCUGAUACAGUAACUAAUCUAGUGCAUUUAAGGGGGAGAUAUUAUGAGCCUUUGUUUUCUGUUUAAAGUUUGACAUCAGGGUAGGAUGAUCUGAAGUCCAAGGUGAGGAGGAAGAUAGUGCAGAUACUACAAGGCCUACCAAUCUGGUUCUUACUGUUCAGAAAAAACAAAAUAACUAGACUAAGAAGCUUACUGGUAAUUAGUAGCUAAUGUGUUUGUAACUAUCAUGUGCCUUAAAAUUUUCAUGGUAGGAGAAUUUAAAAAAAUCAACAAUGUGUUUUCUGUAAUAACUGCUCAACAUUCUCUCUGUAGAUUAGACUGGUGGGAUUUUGCAUUGUAUUUACACUGUACUAUAAACUGAAACACUUAGAAUGGUUUGAUUUUACAAGUGUGGAGAGGAAAAAAGGUGGAUUAUGCUUUUCAUAGAACAAAUAUUACCGUGACAGAAUGUAUUAUUAUUAUGAUAGGAUCUUUCCAUAAUGCAGACAAGUAGAAUGCUUGUUAGAAACCAGGUAUGUAGGAUAACAGUUUGGUGUGUUUUCAAUAAACCAUGCCUGGAAAGAA